AUGCCGGAGCAAAGUAAUGAUUAUCGUGUAGUAGUUUUUGGUGCGGGUGGUGUUGGUAAAAGUUCCCUUGUGUUACGAUUCGUAAAAGGGACAUUCAGAGAAUCAUAUAUACCAACGAUCGAGGAUACCUAUAGACAGGUAAUAAGCAGCAACAAGACAAUAUGCACAUUACAAAUAACUGAUACAACAGGAUCACAUCAGUUCCCUGCCAUGCAAAGAUUAUCAAUUAGCAAGGGACAUGCAUUUAUAUUGGUUUAUUCUGUGAGCAGUCGACAGUCAUUAGAGGAACUCAAGCCAAUAUGGCAAACCAUAAAAGAGAUUAAGGGCACAGAGCUUCCAAAUAUUCCUGUGAUGCUGGCAGGUAACAAAUGCGAUGAGAGUCCAGAGAUAAGAGAAGUAUCUGCAUCAGAAGGACAGGCUCAGGCUCAAACUUGGGGUAUUUCAUUCAUGGAAACAUCAGCUAAAACAAACCACAAUGUUACCCAACUAUUCCAGGAACUUUUGAAUAUGGAAAAGAACAGAAAUGUAUCACUUCAAGUUGAUGGGAAAGGCAAGAAAAAGAAAGAUAAAGCAACUAAAGACGGUGGAGAAGCCUCUGCAAGUGGAAGAGAGAAGUGCCGAAUCAUGUAA
Spodoptera littoralis (African cotton leafworm) is the source of this 630-nucleotide messenger RNA. NCBI's taxonomy places the organism in Eukaryota, Metazoa, Arthropoda, Insecta, Lepidoptera, Noctuidae. The record is from the annotation of a GenBank genome assembly.